CCCUCUAGACCUCGAGUCUCUAACUCACUUCGUCUCUCUCUACCUGCCUUCAUUUUCAAAACCACCUCUCUCUCUCUCUCUCUCUCUCUCUCUAAAUUAUAACUCUCUCUCUCUCCCCAAAAUGUAACUCUCCUAGAUUUUAUCAACACAUUCCAUGGUCAAUGUUUAUUGCAUUAGAAAGUGUCUUGAUAUUGAUUGUAUUGAUAUGAGAAUAUUAUUUCCCCAAAAUAGGAUACUGUAAAAAGGCUAAGCUUCAAUGGAGUGGAAAAUCAUUCACGUACCAGGACGAGAAUCAAAUCCGGAUCAGAACGCUACCGUGAGUGUGGUUGCUUCAAAUGUAGAACCAAGAGCUGCCAAUAACCUGAUAAGGCGAUUAAGUGUGAUGGUGCCUUUGGAGAAUCUUCACCAUGUAAAAAGAAUACGGAGGUCCACUUCUUAUGGAAAAGUUGAGUUAUCUGUGAUCUUAUGCCUUUCUGUUGAUGAAGAAGAUCCCUUAAAAGGAAUACCAAAUGAUGUGCUUGAGCUGAUAAAUGAGUAUCAGUUGCAUCCUUUCAUCUCAAGAGUUCCAAAGAUUGCUGCUUCAUCAAGGGAAGAAUGGGUGCAACAAUGUGUGCAUUGGCCUACAUCGUAUCAUCCACCUGCCAAUUUGGAUGAAAUUAAUGUAUUCAAUGAGGAGGAUUCAAAGGCAAUCUUGGGCUUCAUGACGUUGGCCAUUGAAUUGACCAAGUCUAGUCAUCUUGAUAAUCAGGUGUUCAAUGCUGCCAUUAUAGUCAAUCCUUCAGCUAAAGUUAUCGUUGCAAGUGCAUGUGACCAAACUGACUCAUGGCCAGCAAAAUCAGUUUGUGCAGAGAAGACGAACUCUAAUGACACCCUAACAGUAAGCAAUGGGUUCCAUAUUUCAGAUUACAAGCAAAAUGGGGAAAAAUCCUAUGUGAAUGUGGCGUGUUUAAAUCCGUGGUCAUGGUCUCAGCACAAACCACAUACAUGUAGUUCUCCUGUUGAACAUUUGACAACACAUCGAUGGCAUCCAUUGAAACAUGCAGCCUUAGUUGCCAUUGGGCUUGCAGCUGCAAGGGAUAGGAUCCUAUUCCUGGUCCCGGAUCAGCCAAAGGAUCAAUCUGUGGAGUCAGGGUUUUCUUCUAUAACCUCGUCUGUGAAAAGGCAAAAGACUGAGGUUUCCAAAGAUCAGGGUGAUGUAGACUCAGAGACGUGUAUAGUUUCUCAUGUGAAAUGUUUACCAUCGGUGUCAGAAGAUACAUCUAGACCUUACCUCUGUACGGGCUUGGACGUCUAUCUUACGUGGGAGCCAUGCACGAUGUGUGCUAUGGCGCUCGUGCAUCAGAGAAUACGACGUGUAUUUUAUGCCUUUCCAAACCCAGAUGCUGGUGCGCUUGGGAGCAUUCACAGGUUGCAUGGAGAGAAGAGUAUGAAUCACCAUUAUACAGUUUUUAGGGUUUCAGUACCCGAAGAUAUUUUUUAAUCUAAUCGGCAGUCAUCUAAAGCUUGAGUCUCUUUUACUUUCCCCAGAAUGAGAAACUAAUCUUUAUUGGUGAUGUAAUACCUCUGUGGAAAUUUGUAUUAUAAGAUUAUAUGCUCAUUUAUUAAUAGGGUUUUACCAUGAUUUUAAGAGUUGGACUUCGAUACAUGGGGAGAGGAUCUGGGGAAUUUCAGAUGAAGAGAGAACAAUCAAUGUUAGAAAUUUGGGCUUGUUUAUGGGAUUUUGGCUACUAGAGGACAAGUACCCUUACUUUCCCUCUAUAUUUCACUCUGCUCUACAUUUCAGUGAUUCAUUUAGGACCUUUUCCAAUUCCUUGAAA
Molecule: messenger RNA, 1817 nt
Organism: Amborella trichopoda
Lineage: Eukaryota; Viridiplantae; Streptophyta; Magnoliopsida; Amborellales; Amborellaceae
Product: Cytidine/deoxycytidylate deaminase family protein
Biological process (GO): tRNA wobble adenosine to inosine editing
Cellular component (GO): cytoplasm; nucleus
Molecular function (GO): tRNA-specific adenosine-34 deaminase activity
Source: RefSeq, a predicted model, not a curated record